CGGUGCUCUUGCAAUCUGGAAGGAAAGCAACGGCUGAGCCCCCUGUUGGCGAAAAGCCCGCCUGUCCGCGGCGGAGGAGCACGGCGAGCCGGAGAGGUAGGUUGCUGGGACGCUCCGCCGACCGGAUCGCAGUGAGCAACAUGAAGCGGGGUGCGGACAGGGACUUGUCUCCCUCCAGUAAAAGGUCGAGAUCGAGUGUGGGGCGCUAUGAGGACAGCAGUGAGGACGAGGGGCGCCGCAGCAGCCGCGGAGGAAGUCCCCCAGGGCGGCGCUACCCCCCGCCCGAGCCCCUGCACCGCUCGGAGCGCGACGAGUUCGCGAGGGCGCCGCCGAGGCCGCCCGCCUACAAGAUGCUGUGCGUGUCCAACCUGCACUCCAAGGCCAGCGACGAGAUGGUGCGCGAGGCGCUGUACCGCGAGUUCAAGAGGUUCGGCGACGUGAGCGUGAAGGUGUCGCAGGGGGCGGACGAGCGCCUGGCCUACGUGUACUUCCGCAGCGCCGACGAGGCCAGGGAGGCCAAGCACAGCAAGCCCCGCAUCCUGUUCUACGACCGGCCCGUGGUGGUGGAGCCCAUGUACGAGGCGGCGCGGGACUACGCCCUCCCGCGCGGCCGCUCCAGGACGCCGCCCGACUACGAGCGGGGCUACAGGCCGCGCAGCCCCCCGGGGCCCGACCUGGAGGACAGGUACGAGCCGCGCUUCGACCGCCGCAGGCCGCCGCCGCCGCCCCACAGCGAGUACUACGCCGAGGGGCCGCCCCUCAGGCAGGACGAGUACAGCUACAGGCAGCACAGGGGGCGCGGGGGGCCCCACGGGCACUACGGGCCGCCCCUGAGGGGGGGCUUCAAGCACAGCUUCGGGGGCAGGGGCGGCGGGGGCGGUGGCGGGGGCGGGGGUGGAGGAGGGGGCGGGGGCGGCGGCGGCGGCGGCGGCGGCGGCAUGAUCGACAGCAAACGCGACAAGUUCCCGAACUACCUGCAUCACGUGCCGCCCGAGGAGGACCCGCUGGCCACGCGCACGCUGUUCGCGGGCAACCUGGAGAUCAACAUCAGCGAGGAGGAGCUGCGGCGCAUCUUCGGCAGGUACGGCGUCGUGGACGACAUCGACAUCAAGCGGCCGCCGCCGGGCACGGGCAACGCCUACGCCUUCGUCAGGUACCAGAACUUGGACAUGGCGCAUCGUGCCAAGAUAGAGUUAUCAGGACAGUACAUAGGCAAAUUCCAAUGUAAGAUUGGAUACGGGAAAGUGAUGCCCACGACUAGGGUGUGGGUGGGGGGGCUGGGGCCAUGGACGUCAGUGACGCAACUCACGCAGGAGUUUGACAGAUUUGGUGCUAUUAAGAAGAUAGAGUACGUGAAGGGCGAGAGUCACGCGUACAUUUUGUAUGAGAGUCUUGACGCCGCGCAGGCUGCCGUGAAAGAGAUGAGGGGCGUUCCCCUCGGGGGCCCCGACAAGAGGCUCAGGACGGACUUUGCCGAGGUGAACCCUCCGCCCGGGACCUUCCCCCCGGGCUACAAGAAGGAGUUCGACGGGGAGUAUCGUGACGAGUGGGGAGGGGGGCGGGGCAGUGGAUAUGAGGACUAUGUGGGUGACUAUGCAGGCUAUGGCAGGGGGCGUGGCAGGGGGCGCGGCUGGCACGAGAGGGGGCGUGGCGGCCACAGGGGGGGAUACCACGGGGAUUACCAGAGGCCGGAUUACCGAGACUAUGACGGGACGCCGGAAGGUGGGGAGCACCCAGCCAGAAGCCCAGAUCCUGGUGACGGGAGCAAUGACAACGGCCUUACCAGCGCCCGCACCCUCGCGGACGUUGCACGGGCAACCCCCACCUCUUGGCAGGGCUCGCUGAUCCUGAAGAAUUCCUCCUUCGGGACGAAGAUGCACCUUAUAGAAGGAGACACGGAGGUGGCAGAGAUGAUGCAGGACGAAGAGGGUCGGCCGCUCCUGAGAAUCACCCAGCGCCUCCGCCUGGACCAGUCGCGCCUGGAUGACGUGAGUAGGAGAAUCAGCGCGCCCUCGACGGCAACAAUCCUCCUGUCGCUGCCCAGCACAACGGCGCCCCAGGCCCCAGAGGAGGCGGCCGUGCAGACGAGGCCACUCCGCAACCUGGUGGCCUACCUCAAGCAGAAGGAGGCGGCGGGGGUGAUCACCCUCAACUCCACCAGCAAGGAGAGCAACACGCAGGGGGUGCUGUACGCCUUCCCCCCGUGCGCCUUCUCCCUCGACCUGCUGCACAGGGUGUCCCCGGGGCUGACCGAGGAGACCACCAGGGACGACCACCUCGUCAUUGUGAUCGUGAGAGGGACGGCCGCGUAGGCGGGACGGACGAUGUGUGGCCGCAGAUCGCCAAAUGGGAAAAAAAACUGAAAAUGUCCUCGUUGAAUCCAUGUGCUUGAACAAAGACUGCCUUAUAGUCCCUGCUUUUUAAGUGUAGUAAACUUUUCACAUGGAAGCCUAUAUUUUCCAUAAAUCAGUAAUUGAAUAUAUUAAUCUUUACAACUGUAUUGUACAAUUUGUUAAACCAUGUAAAAGAAAACUGUGAAUUUUAAGAAACAGUUUGUGUUGUUCUACAAAGUUAUGGAUAGCAUUAUGUAUGGUUUUCUUUUCUUUUUUUUAUUCAGAUAUUUUUUUUUUCUUUUACAUUUUAUAAGUGAGUGUCUUAGACUAAUAUCUUCACCUGAAGUGUAAAAAAAAGUGUUUUAAAUACAGUGAAGUAACCUGUG
This is a messenger RNA of Penaeus chinensis, 2719 nucleotides long. RefSeq names its product RNA-binding protein spenito-like (gene nito). The record is from RefSeq and is a predicted model, not a curated record. Lineage: Eukaryota; Metazoa; Arthropoda; Malacostraca; Decapoda; Penaeidae. Gene Ontology annotation, cellular component: nucleus. The coding region runs from base 141 to 2312 and encodes 723 amino acids. Gene Ontology annotation, biological process: regulation of alternative mRNA splicing, via spliceosome. Gene Ontology annotation, molecular function: mRNA binding. The transcript has a single exon.